This is a messenger RNA of Trichobilharzia szidati, 309 nucleotides long. NCBI's taxonomy places the organism in Eukaryota, Metazoa, Platyhelminthes, Trematoda, Strigeidida, Schistosomatidae. The record is from the annotation of a GenBank genome assembly.
AUGCCAACUGCUUCUGUUGGAAUGGCUAUCAAUCAACCAACUUCUACUCUCCAACCUCAGCAAACAUCAAUUCAAGUUACUCCUCAACGCCGAGUAACAACACCCCAGCAACAAAAACAACAUGCUGACGGACGUUCACUUUCAACCGUAUCAACAGCAGCAGCUACUACUGCACUCUUCUCUGGCACAGCCAUCUCUUCUUGUACAAUUCCACUUGUACAACCAGCUUUCAUGGAAAUAGAGGUAACUGAAUGUUUACCCAGGUCAUUUCCAUACUACCUUAUUACGGUACUAUUAACUGUAUGUUAA